Messenger RNA from Aspergillus alliaceus, 1442 nucleotides. RefSeq names its product bZIP transcription factor. Lineage: Eukaryota; Fungi; Ascomycota; Eurotiomycetes; Eurotiales; Aspergillaceae. Gene Ontology annotation, cellular component: RNA polymerase II transcription regulator complex. The record is from RefSeq and is a predicted model, not a curated record. The transcript has 4 exons. Gene Ontology annotation, molecular function: DNA-binding transcription activator activity, RNA polymerase II-specific; transcription cis-regulatory region binding. Bases 231 to 1442 code for a protein of 403 amino acids.
UCUUGAGGCUUUUGGUGAACAAGGAAGGAAAAAAAAAAAAAAAAAAAAAAGAGUCUGCCGUCGUCGGGUUCGGCACUUGGGAUUAAUAUCAGUUACGAAAUUUUUGUUAAACAAUAUUUUUUCCUUCGUUUCCGAAGGCUCGGGGUGUAUCUCAAUACACGCAAAGGAAAUCUUUUUUUUUUUUUGGGAAAGGCCGAGGGGACAGAUAUACUUCCCCCAAAUAGAAUCCAAUGGUCUCUAUGGUUGAAACCUCCCAUACCAAUCCAAAUGACACCGCCAUGGAUACAGUUGUCCCUAAAACAGAGCCUACUAUACAUGAGGGAUCUAUCAGUUCAGCGGUAUCAACGCCCGAAGCUGAAGGCGAGAUCUUAACACAAGAUGUGGCCCAGACGCAGAAGCGAAAGGGUGGAAGAAAACCUAUCUAUGCGACCUCUGAAGAACGGAAGCAACGCAACCGCCAGGCCCAAGCUGCAUUCCGUGAACGUCGGACGGAGUACAUCCGUCAGCUGGAGUCAACUAUCAAGCGCAAUGAAGAGUCUCUGCAGACCUUGCAGCAGAAUCAUCGUACUGCCGCCGAUGAAUGUCUGAUGCUGCGCUAUAAAAACUCGUUAUUGGAACGCAUUUUGCUGGAAAAAGGGAUCGAUGUCCAAGCAGAACUACGCUUGAAAGCCGGGGGUCCGGCUGGCCCAGGGAAGCCCAACCUCAUGGCUGCGAAACCACCAUCCGUCUUGGAGCGUGCGGCGAUGAAUCGAAAUUCUACUCAGAGACACCCUCCUGGAAUUGCGCCCAAAGGGGACGCGUUCGGAAUGCCGCAAACCCGUGACGGAGCGUACGGCAUUCCAUCUCCCCAAUUCCAGGCUACGCCCCCGUCCCAUGUCUCCUCGCCGUCGCAUGCCAAGUCCCCGGGGUAUGCUUUCCAAGGAGUCAUGUCCCCGGCGGGAGUCGAUCCUCAACAGGCUGCGCAGCAAUCACGCUUGUCGCACUCGAGAAACCUUAGUCAAACCUCGCCCCCCAUGAGCGUCGCCCAGUCCGACACAGCUGACCCUAAGUCCGCGAUGCCGGGGGGUGCGGGUCCCAGAGGCCCUCGCGUCGCUUCAGCAUACUAUCCAUCACCAUUUCAAAAGCACUAUGAUCAACUUGAACAAGAGUAUGACGCUCAGGCAGAUCUAAUCGAUGAGGAGCAUGAAUCGUCGGUGGGUGCCUCGCCGUACGUAUCUGGCUUUAACGCUAGCGCAUCAGUCCCUAAUUCUCACUCCUUGGGGCCCCAUGGCCUCUCCCAAUUCAAUCCACAUUCGGGAGAGGGGUCUAACGGAGCAUAUAACAACACGAACCAGCUCUUGGGCAACUACGAACCCAUGCUCGAUGCCGACCCAUUUGGGCUCAGUGCGAGCAUGCAUUUCCAGACUCCGUUCAGCUACGAACAGAAUAAUACACGUCACUAA